Carassius carassius (crucian carp) is the source of this 2761-nucleotide messenger RNA. Its product is annotated as polycomb group RING finger protein 5-B-like. Lineage: Eukaryota; Metazoa; Chordata; Actinopteri; Cypriniformes; Cyprinidae. The coding region runs from base 218 to 1015 and encodes 265 amino acids. Gene Ontology annotation, biological process: regulation of transcription by RNA polymerase II. The record is from RefSeq and is a predicted model, not a curated record. The transcript is spliced from 9 exons. Gene Ontology annotation, cellular component: PRC1 complex.
CCCAUAUAGGCUAAUAUCAAAUGAAAGCAGUUCCUUAUUCUGUGGCGCUACUACAACCAUCACUUUCAAUAGCCCAAAUUCGUUCAAGCCUGUUUGUAAAAAUCAAUGCGCACCAUCAACAUGGACCCAUGAUGUGUAGAAGGUCUGUCUUAAGGGCAUGUUUAAUUUUCCAUGAUGUCAUAAAGGAAGAGAAGGCCUGGGGCCCUUCAGCAGAAUAAUGCAGUUGAGCCACAGAGUGACUGAAGCUGCAUUCCACUUCAUCCUUACACCAUCUGUUUUCCUUCAUCCAUCCUUUGGUAACUGGACAAUGACAUCACAUAGGAAACACCUUGUGAGGGACUUCAACCUUUUCAUCACCUGUUAUAUCUGUAAAGGGUACUUGAUUAAGCCCACCACCGUGACAGAGUGCCUGCACACCUUUUGUAAAAGCUGUAUAGUCCAGCAUUUUGAGGACAGCAAUGAUUGCCCAAAAUGUGGUAUCCAGGUUCAUGAAACAAAUCCCUUGGAGAUGUUAAGGCUGGAAAACACUCUAGAAGAAGUCAUUUUCAAACUUGUGCCUGGUCUUAGAGAAAAGGAACAGCUGCAAGAGAUUGAAUUCUGGAGAAGAAACAAAUCAAAAGAAAGUCCUGAUGAGGAUGGGCCUAUAUGUAAGAAGGCCAGAUUGGAUGAAGAUGAUGAUGUUAAAUGUGAUAGAGACUACCACAGGAGUGAUCCGCAGAUAGCCAUCUGUCUAGACUGCUUGCGUAACAAUGGACAGAUGGGAGAGAACAUUGUUAAGGGCUUAAUGAAAAAAUGUAUUCGCUGCUCAACAAGAGUGACUGUUGGAACAAUCAAGAAGUUUUUAAGUCUGAAGUUAAAGCUUCCCAGUUCUUAUGAGCUAGAUGUUCUAUGCAAUGGUGAGAUCAUGGGUAAAGACCACACCAUGGAGUUUAUCUACAUGACCCGCUGGAGGCUUCGGGGAGAAAAUGUCUACCCAAUGGUACUUGAAUAUCGACCACGCAUUGACUUUGGCUAGGUUGAAAUGUCCUGCACUAAUUUCAGUCUAUCAACAGACAGCGAAUUGAAUAGACAUGUGCAGUUCUGAAGAUAUACUCUUACCUGUCUCUUCUGUUUAAUUACUUUGGCUCACUUUAUUGGGAUCAGUUAGUGCAUAUAAUCUUGUGACACUUACUGUGUGCUGCAGAGAUUUGUGUGUUGUGGUUCAUUUACCUAAGUGACACAAAAGUCAUGUUUAAGGGCCUUUACCAAUUUGCAUAUGAUGGUAUCUCCUUUUUAAAAAAAAGUCACAAUAUAAAAGUAUAUGCGGCAGUGCCUUUUCCCAUACAUCAUCUUAUAAAGAGCUGUGGACAGAUGAUUUGUAAAAAAUUAUAAAGAGUUGUUUUUGAAGAAUUUUUCCUUUUGUGUUUCACAGAAAGAACAAAGUCAUACAGGUUUUGAAAAACACGAGUGUGAAUAAAUGAUGACAGAAUGUUCAUAUUUAGUGGUUUAGUAUUAUACGUCUCCUGAUGUUUAAAGUGUUAACAUCCUCCUAGAGUUUUAAACUGGUCUGUUUUUUAUUUUUCCCACUUAAGGGAUUUUAUUUAUUAUAGGCCAUAGCUCUGUGCUCACACAAAUGCCUUUUCUUUUGAGGGUUUUGGGACAUCUCUGCCUCAUUUUUUUUUAAAUAAAUGUGAAAUUAACUUAGCUAAACAUGUUAAGUUGAGGUUUUACAAUGUCUGGCAUCCUAAUUGAGAAAAGAGUUGAGAAUUACUGUCAUUUGUCAUUAUUUUGGCUUAUGGUUGACAGGCAAUGAGUUAAAAACUUUCUCACAAUUUGUAGUAGUCUCCCCCCCCCCAAUUAUAGAAACGUGUAUAAUGUGUAUAAUUGCUGUUUUGAAUAUAGAGUCAUGCCUGCCUGUUUUAUGUCACAAUAAAAUUUUAUGUCAGUAAAACCUGCAUCAAAAAAUUACAAAGUAAAGGAAGUAGUUUAUGCUCGCAAAAUAGAAUUAAAGCAUUUACUUGACCACAUACACAGGCUUCAUUACAGUGUAUUAGUCUAGUUGUAUUACACCAAAGACACUCUACAUCAUGACCACAUGGGAUACUUGCUAAAAAAAUGUUUGUCUUACCUUACAGCUACACUUACAAACAGAGGCAAUGUGGCAAAACUAAACUUGAAUUUCUGUGCAAAUUAGCAUACCUAAUUUCUCAAACACAGUUCAGAAUGUUUCCCCCCCCCAGUUUUUUUGUCUUAUAUAUGUCUUCACAAAUCUCCCAAAAAUGUACUUAUGUAGAAUCACAUGAAUUCUGUUUGGAAGAAAUCUUAAGCAACAAUCAAGUUCCUUAAAAAAAGAAAAAGAAAAGAAAAAGCAAAAAUUAUUUUACUAUUGUUUUCACUUUAAAGAAGUGAAAACGAAAAGAAGUGACUUUGAAGUAUAAAAUAAUAUGUUUAAGUGGAAGCCGAAUAUUAUGUGUUUAGAAUAGGCUCUUGAAUGUCUUUGUGCUGCAAUGAUCAAAAUGUAUUUUUAUAGAGAGCCUUUGUAGAUAUUAAAAAAUGGAAAUGUAUGUUGUAUGUUUAAGAAACAUCAAUUGCUGCUUAGAAUAAUCUAUUCUAUUAUUCAAUGUAAAGUCCCUUAGGUGAUUCCUAUAGAGAUUAGAAAUGUGAGAGUUAUUGUAUUUCUGUGUCUUUGUUCAGAAGAAAAACACACUCAUGAUUAUUGAUGUUAUUGGGUGUGUGAUUUUUGAUUUCAUACUUAUGUUUUGGCAAUUAUCGAUUAUUAUAU